Geodia barretti is the source of this 1713-nucleotide messenger RNA. Lineage: Eukaryota; Metazoa; Porifera; Demospongiae; Tetractinellida; Geodiidae. The record is from the annotation of a GenBank genome assembly.
UGUCUUAACUCGCAUUUUGGAGAGAAUGGUGUGACUGUUAGAGAACAAAUCGCGGAACUUGUAAGGCAGGCUAUCGACUCGGCGCAGGCAUCUGACGCUUUACCCAAGGUUGAAGUCGAGGACAUCGCGGUGGAGCGCCCGCAGAACGCGGAGCAUGGGGAUUUCGCCACUAGCCUGCCCCUAAAGCUUGCGCGGCCAAUGCGAAUGAAUCCGCUGCAAAUCGCGGAGCGUCUGGCGGCUCACAUGCCGAAUGGCGAACUGGGCGGCGGUUUGCUGGAAUCUGCUACCGUAGCGAGUCCUGGAUUCAUCAACUUUUCGCUGAAUCGCAACUGGCUGCGCGCGCAAAUUGAGGCCAUCAGAACGGACGGCGCUGCGUUCGGCGAUGUGGAUCUGGGCAAGGGACAGCGCGUGCAGAUAGAAUUCGUGAGCGCGAAUCCGGUGGGCCCGCUGCAUAUCGCGCACGCUCGGGGCGGUGUUAUCGGCAGCGCGCUGGCUAAUAUUCUGCAAGCGUCUGGGUACGAUGUUACCCGCGAAUACUACUUCAACGAUGCUGGGGCGCAGAUAGGGCACUUCGCCCGGACUCUGCAGGCUCGUUACUUGCAGCAGUGCGGCAGAGACGUCGAAGUUCAUGAGGACGGCUAUCAAGGCGAGUACAUGAUUGACCUUGCCGCCGAGAUUUUUGGUGAAGAGGGCGAGCGCUUUCUUGAAAUGCCGGAAGAGGAUGCGCUUCGGACGCUUGGCGAGCUGGGCGUCGCCAAGUUCAUGGAUCGUAUCCGCGAGGACCUGAUAAAGUUACGAAUUGAGUUCGACGAGUGGUUCAAUGAGAAGACACUUUUCGUCAACGGUCAGUUCGAGGACUCGAUGGCGCUACUGGAGGAAAAGGGGUAUGUCACCGAGCGUGAGGGCGCGGUCUGGUUCGCUUCAACGCUGCUGGGGGACGAGAAGGACAAGGUGAUGGUACGGGGUAAUGGCAUACCGACCUAUUUCGCCUCUGAUGUGGCGUAUCACUACAACAAGUUUUUCGAGCGCAAUUUCGACCAUGUGAUAAACAUCUGGGGUGCGGACCAUCAGGGACAUGCGCUUUUCAUGAAGGCGCUGGUUGCUGCGCUUGGGAUGCCUGAAGAUAAGCUGACUCUGAUCAUUAAUCAGCUUGUUACGCUGAAGCGGGGCGGCGAGACGGUCCGGCUGUCAAAGCGCACGGGCGACAUUAUCACACUGCGGGAAGUGAUUGACGAGGUGGGCUCGGAUGCUUGCCGGUUCUUCUUCCUGUCAAGGGCCGCUGACAGCCAGAUGGAGUUCGACAUGGAAUUGGCGAAGGAGCAGUCACAGGAGAACCCGGUCUAUUACAUCCAGUACGCCCAUGCCCGAAUAGCCAGCAUUUUGCGUCUUGCGGAAGAGCGCAGCAUCGACUGGAAAGACGGUGAUGUGUCGCUGCUAGGGCAUGACGCGGAGCUUGCGCUGAUACGCAAGAUGCUGGAGCUGCCGGAGCUUAUCAGCAUGAUGGCUAACAACCUGGAAGCGCAUCAUCUGCCGCAUUACGCGUCGGACCUGGCAACGGCGUUCCACUGGUUCUACCAGAACUGCCGCGUCGUAUCCGGUGUCGAAGGUGAGGAAGAGUUGAGCAAGGCGCGGCUGAAGCUGGUGGACGCGGCGCGGGUGGCGCUGGCGCGCUGCCUCAGCCUGAUGGUGAUGGACGCGCCUGAGAAGAUGUGA